Molecule: messenger RNA, 5753 nt
Organism: Contarinia nasturtii (swede midge)
Lineage: Eukaryota; Metazoa; Arthropoda; Insecta; Diptera; Cecidomyiidae
Gene: Meltrin
Product: disintegrin and metalloproteinase domain-containing protein 19
Exons: 10
Coding region: 420-4508 (1362 amino acids)
Biological process (GO): membrane protein ectodomain proteolysis
Molecular function (GO): metalloendopeptidase activity
Source: RefSeq, a predicted model, not a curated record
GCUCUGUGCAUUCAUAUAUACACACAAUGAAUUGUAGCUGCACGACACACUAAAUUGGCUCAUUUUAAUUCAUUAAAAUUUACUAUUUUGUUGUGCGUUUUUUUAAAUCGUCUAUCACUUAUUGUGAAGUGCAAACUAUUUGAUAUGCUCGUAGUGUAGAAAGCUUCCGAUUGAUGUUUCCCAUUCGAAUUGAAAAAUAGAAUAAAAUCUUCGAAAAAUAAAAAAAAAUCUGUGAAACAGAAAAUGGAAUGAGUAUUACAAAGAAUUGAGAGUGUUUGUUUAUUUUAUUUUGCUUUGAUUUACCAAGUAACUUUCAGGGUUAUUUGGUGUAUUUUCUCAUUCUUGAGUUGGUACGGAUCGAUUUCAUUGAAUUGCCCAAAAUUGGGCCAAUGUUUGUGUGUGGUGAAUAAAAUUUCAAAAUGAAACAUAGGGAGUAUAAAAAUUCUAUUAUUGAUAUGUGCAAUGGAAAAUACAUCAACAAAUUCAUUCGAGACAAAUUCCAAUGUACAAACGGAAACCGUUUUAGAAAAUGUGAAGUCAAAAUUGAUAAAACAAAUGAAGAGGAUAUAAAAACGCUAUCCCAUACGAAAUGUAAUCGAUCUCAGCGGUGCCUAGAACAUAAAUCAAUAGUACAAAGUAGUCGCAAGAAUAAUACGUUGUUUUAUUCGAAAUUUGCAUUCCAUCGACUUAUAAAUCUCAUGAUCGUUCUAUUGUUCAUCGCAUGUACGAUAGUCAACGGUCAACAGCAACUGGAAUUUCGACAAAAAACGCGAAACACAGACAUAUUCAGCGCACAUAAAACGCAUGCGGUAAUUCAGCCAAUAAUUUUUGAUGGCACAAAUCAACGCGAAAUACUAUCAACAACGCGACAAACGAAUGGCGAACACGCACCGCACGUCGUUUUGGAGUAUACACAUCUGGACAGAGCGAUUGCUGUCGAUUUGUUUUUAACUCGACACUUACUAACCGACCGACAUUUUUUGCAAUCCCAAAAUGCCAACGGAUCGAAAAACAUUCAAACAUUCAAUCGGACCAAUUCCAAUUUAUGUCACUAUCAAGGUCGUAUACGGCACAAUCCAAAAUCAAAAGUAGCGAUCUCUACUUGCAACGGCCUAAGCGGAAUGGUUUACGAUGGAAACGAUACUUACUUUAUCCAUCCAAAUGAUAUUGGUGCCUUACACGAAUCUCACUAUAUUUUUAGCCAAAGUGAUUUGAAUGAAACAAAUCCAAUGAUGAAGAAUUCCAUUUUUACCGAUCCGAUCGUCAUGAAGGAAACAACACAGAAAAAAUUCAAACGAUCUGUGACCGAAACAACAACCGUACGCGAACCAUACAACGCAAACAGACAGUCAUCUUUCGUUGAAUUGGUGAUCGUUGUCGACAACGAUGUGUUUAAAAAAAUGGAUGAAAACCUCGAUAAAGUUCACAACUACUGCAAAGAUAUUGCGAACAUCAUCAAUUCGCUUUAUGUGCCGUUGAAUAUUUUCAUUGCGUUGGUCGGCGUUGUAGUGUGGACGGAAAAAAAUGAAAUUGAACUCUCUAAUGACGGCGAUAAAACGUUAAAGAAUUUUUUAAAUUAUCGACGCAAGACAUUAAUUAAAGACCAUCCAAAUGAUAAUGCUCAAUUACUAACUCAAGUUCAAUUUGAUGGUGGUGUUGUUGGUAAAGCAUUGAAAGGUCCGAUUUGUACAUUUGAGUUUUCUGGCGGCGUGUCAACGUAUCACAGUGCAAUAGUUAGCGUGGUCGCAACGACCAUAGCUCAUGAAAUGGGUCAUAAUUUUGGCAUGGAACACGAUACACCCGAUUGUAAGUGUCCCGAUGAUCGAUGUAUUAUGUCAGCAUCAAGUUCAUCAAUCGCGCCGACUCAUUGGAGCGAAUGCAGCAUUCACCAACUAAAUUUGGCAAUUCAUCAGGGAAUGAAUCAUUGUUUGAAAAAUAUGCCAAAGCACUUAUUCGAUCCACCUUCUUGCGGAAAUGGUUUUGUUGAGACGGGCGAAGAAUGUGAUUGCGGUUUACCGAGUGUUUGUAAAAACACAUGUUGUGAUCCAUAUGCAUGUAAACUUCGGUCAAAUGCAACAUGUGCUAUGGGAAAAUGUUGUGAUUUAGCAACAUGCCAACCUCAAUUGGCUGGAACUGAAUGCCGGAGUUCAUUGGGUGAAUGUGAUUUACCCGAAUACUGUGAUGGAAGUAAUGAAUUUUGUCCGAUGGAUUAUUUUAAGCAAGAUGCCGAAGAAUGUGAAGGUGGCAAAGCUUAUUGCUACAAAGGCACUUGUAAAUCACGUGACGAUCAAUGCAAAUUAUUGUGGGGACCAUCAGGCAAAUCAUCGGAGCAAUGCUAUGAGAAAAAUAAGGAAGGAACGCGACAUGGAAAUUGCGGAUUCAAUCGAACAGGGGGUGUUUUCAAUGCUUGUGCCAAGGAAAAUGUAUUUUGCGGAAUGUUGCAAUGUCGUCACUUAAACGAAAGACUAGAAUUUGGUUUAGAGUCGGUGGCCGUUUUAUCACAUAGCUUUAUAACGUAUGGUGGAAAUGUUAUUGCAUGUAGAACCGCCGUGAUAGAUUUGGGUAUAGAAACUGUUGAUCCUGGACUAGCGCCGGACGGCUCGAAAUGUGAUUCUGGAAAAAUGUGCGUUAAUCAAAAAUGUAUUGCAAUAAAUACACUGCGUAAUGAAGGCAAGGUGAAAACAUGUGAAAAUGACUGUAACAAACAUGGUGUUUGCGAUAAUAUGGGACAUUGUCAUUGUGAUAAAGGAUUUGCUCCGCCAUUUUGCGAUUCACCGGGACCUGGCGGAUCCAUUCAUUCUGGUCCGGCUACAAAUCCAUAUGAUGGAUAUGGAUUUGUUCGCGUUAUGUACGUUUUCUUCUUGGGCGUUGUGCCAUUUAUUGCAUUGUCGCUAUUUUUGUUUUACUACUGGCGACAAAAUCGUCCGUGGUUUAUUACACAAGCAUCAGCUAAUGAUCUGAAAGUGUCGGUUCAUCAUUAUCCAGACCGACCUGCUCCUCCACCACCACCACCUAACGCACCAUCUUCAAAUCAACUUUCACCAAGUAGUACAGACGAUAUGAGUGCAACACUUCUCAAGGCAAACGAAGCCAAUGAAGAUCCAAUAAAACGUGAACUUUUCGGUAAUUUUAAAGGAUUUUCAUUGAAACCAUUACCAAUGUCAAAGCCAAACAUAGUUGGAGCAUCAAAUGUUGCUUAUGUUCAUCCUGUUGCAAAAGCUGAAACAACUUCUGAACAAUGCAUUCCGAUGCGAGCCGCACCGUUGCCACCAUCAAAUUCACCAAAAAAAUCACAAAUCAAAUCGUCACCCAUAUCGAAUCCAAAAUCUUCACCGUCGUCAUUUCGAUAUCAAAACUUAAAUACAUCAACGAAUAAAACACCCGAAACUCCCAUCGAAGUUAGGUUGUUUGCGAAAGAACGGCCAAAAAUAUCUCAUCCAGUUCUGGAGAAUUCAACAUGUUCUGUAAAAGAGCUCAUCGCUACCGCUAAUGCAAACCAAAAUUCCCAAAAAAAUUUCAACACAUUGCCAAAAAAUAAUCAUGUGGAACAGAAAAUAGCACAAAAACCAAGUGAUUCUCAAACAACACUGAAAAGAGCUCUGAUUGAUAAAAAUAUUGUAAAGAAAUUAGAUAUUUCGGCUCCAGUAAAAGCAGUUACGUUUGGCCGUUCGCAAAGUAUGCGAAGUCCUUCAAGCGAAAAAUCACCAGUAAAGCGGAAUGUACUUGCAUCUGGUUCGAUGCGUCAUCCGUCUGGUAUAAAACGUCUUAAUAGCGUAGAUCGACCCAAGAAUCCACCACCUCCAAGGCCAGCAAAUUUACCAAACUCGGCUACCUCGUCAUUGAGAAACAUCUACUCGAACCUGAACGAUGAUGUUGGCACACAGUCUAUUGAUAAUAGCACCGAUAACAUAUAUUGUGUUAUAGAAGAUGUGAAGGAACCAUCACCACCUCCAACAAAUGGUUUGCUCAAUGAGAUUGUGAAUGAAAUCGGAAAUCGUAACAAAAAUUCAAUUUAUUCGACAACAAAGAAAAAUACAGCUCCAAAAAAUGUGGGCAAUCAACGAACGACUUAUGAAAAUAUUAAUCAAAGCCUUAGGACAAAUACAAGCAGAUUAGUGGAUGAUAAAGAAAUGGUACCUGGAAGCAACAAUAUUUAUAUGAAUACAGCUUCAGUUGUGGAACAACCACAUGUUCAAAAGUCUAAUAAUGUCACAAAUCCAAUUGAAAAUGCACAUAAACCAAAUGUAAAUUCAAUUGUAAAAAAAAUAUCAUAUAAUUCGAUGCAUCCAGGUACUGCAAAAUCUUUUCCAGCUGUAAAACCAGCGAUCGCUACAAAACCAUCCAUUGCAGAACAAAAAAAAUCCACAAGCAAAGAAACUAGUCAAUCCUCUAUGCCAAAAGUGGCCGGUUCGAAUGUCACAAAAAUGGCAAAUUCUGGAAAAGCCACCAUAAAUCCAACGUCAAAUGUACGAGCAAUGCAUAAACGCUUCGAAAAUCGAAAAACAUAAGUAAACGCAAAACAAUAUUUAUUCAUUACUGUCGAAUGAUUUAUUAUUAUGUGUAUUGUUUUUGUGACUCCGAAUGCUUUGUAGCCAGGAGAAGAGCACAAUAUAUUCAUGCUUUACAUAUUUCAAGUGCUUUCAUUGUGAUAAAUUAUAACCAAAAUUGAAGUUUGUGCUAAAAUCCAAUCAAUACCAAUGGUGAUUUAUACCUGUUAAAUCAUUGCACUGAAUAGAAAUCUAGCACUUCACGCAUUGUAUACAAAGUGAACUAAACAUAUAAAAAAAACUUUAAAUGCUUUAAUUGUAAUAUUAUAUAUUUUAAUUAUAUUUUAUAGAAGAAUGAGAUUAUAAAAUUUCGAAAUAAUUCAACGUUUAAAUUGAAUAGAAUGCUGAAUAAUUUUUAUAGAUAAUUUUUUUUACAUUGUUCGCAAUACGCAAUAUCUGUAUCUUCAUUAGACUAGACCAAAAAUAAAAAAGUAUAUGGAAUUAUUAUUUAUAUGGUAUCGAGAUGCUCCAUCCGGGCUGGUGAAAUAUGUGAAGAAGUAACAUAUUUGGCAUAUUUGUUUCAUCCAAAAGUAGAUCGCAAUUUUUUUUAAAACUUGUUGAGUUUAUGUAUUUUGGUAAGAAAUUCGUUGAUUGAGAAAAGCUCCAAGUCUCCUUGCGAGUACCACCGAUCGACUUUUAGGUGAAACAAAUACGCCAAACAUGUUAUUUUUUCAUGUAUUUCACCAAACCGGAUGGAGCAUCUCGAUACCAUAUACAUUUUUAUUUUUGGGCUUGACUAAUCUUCAAGGUAAUUUUUCAAUAAUAAUUUUGUUCUAAUGGUGCCUUUGUCGUGUUUUUACAUAUGAAACAAAACACAGAUAAAAAGAAACGGUUAACGUCAGCUGAGAGCAAAUGCACUCAUUCGCACACGAUGGAAAAUGGAUUGAAUUGAAGGCAAGAUGUUUAAAACGCGUCAAAUCAACCUAAACGAUAACCAGUUGUCAUUUGAUUCGAGCCAAAGUGUUCCGAAUCGAAUAUGAUAUCGAUGAAAUUAAGUUCAGCAUUACGAUUAACUAUGUCAAUGCGGUUAAAGUGAAUACCAAAUAUUAUGCAUGACAAUUGAAUUACAAUAUUUUUGUCGCCUUGCAAUUGCCUGCCAGUGUAAGCAUAAGAAUAUUCAUUUUUUUUAUUUUUUCGUUGUAAAACUUGUUCAAAAACAUGUGUAAAUAAAAUGCAUACACUUUGACGUGUAUUUUCCUACAAUCA